AUGAAUCGGGAAAAAUAUGACACACUACAAGCCUAUUCAGAGGAGGAACCUGGUUUCUCUAACCAUUCUGAGAAGGUUAACUCUGAAGGUAAUAAAAUAAACUCUGAUGAUGAUGUUGUAUUGAGAACUAUAUAUAGGCAGAGGUCUGGGGGUGCUAAGUCGAUGAAAAAAGGGGAAAGCAGGAGAAAACAUCUCGCGGAUAGGAAGCCUGCUUCUAAACAAAGAAAGAGACCUCCUACCACAAGGCAGAAGUCUCAGGCAAGAUUAGACUCUGCCUUACUGGUUAACAAAGAAAAGACUACUAGUAAGAGGUGGAGAAGAGUACAUUUGGCAAAUUUGAGUAAGUUGAGAGAUGAAGACCAAGAGGUGAUUGUUGUGUCUAACGGAGAAGAAGAGGAUGAGGAAGCCACCUUGGUCAGGAAAAACUCCAAAAGUAGAAGAACAUCAGUUGUUGUUGAGAAGAAAACUGUGGCUGAAGGUAGUGGUGAAAGUGAAAAGGAAGAAGCAGUGGCAGAGGGGAAGAAGGCGUCAAAAUCCCCUAAGAAAAGAAAAAACGGUGUUAGUAAGGAGGGAGGUUCCUCCAAAAGAAGAAGAGUCAGUAUAGAAGGACCUGGUUCCUCAAAGAAAAGAAAGCAAGAACUGGAGGAGGAAAGACAACACAAUCUACAAGGGCAGAAAGUUUUACUGGGAAGAGUGAUUGAUCCAGAGAUUGUUGGGCACAAAGCGUUAGAGAAAUUAAUGGAAGUGCUCAAAUCUAAAAAAUGGGAGCACCUAAUGGAAGGUCCUGUAGUGGCUUAUGAGAAAGAAGUAGCCGAUUUCUUUAUAAAUCUUCGGUACACUAGUGACUACUCAUUGGUUUACCAAGUUGGUGCAGUGGAGUUCACCCUCGAUGAAGAGCAGCUGGGGACAAUUCUUGGUGUUCCAAUUGAUGGAGUAAGUAGACUGGAGGAAGGAGACAAGGCUACUGCAGACUUCAAGCUUCACAUAGUAAAAAGGGGAGAGCAAGUGACCACUGAGACCAUAUGUAAGAAACAAAUGAAGUCUCAGUAUCAGUUGCUCUUUGAGUUUGUGAACAAGGUCAUGCUUCCUCGGACUGAGAAAAGGUGUAUUGCUUCCAAGAUGGACCUGGUCCUUAUGGAAAUUCUGGAUGGUGGCCACUUGAUCAGUCUGCCUGGAAUAAUGUUGCAGCACAUGAUAAAGGUGGUGGAUGUCAAGGAUGGUAAGCAUAGUCUGCCCUACGGAUUUUUUCUUACCAAAGUGUUUGAGCAUUUCAAAGUGUCUACUAGUAAAGCCUCCAAAAGGACCAAGAAACAAAUGUUCUCUAUGUCCAUCCUGGAGGAGUGUGAAUGUGUCCCAAAGAAGGGAGGAGCGGGAAACACAUACACUAUAUCGGGUCUGAAUGAAGCGAAUGAGAAAAUCUUAGCUGAUGUUGAGAACACCCUGCUGAAGGCAGAAAUCACCAGAAUGAAAUUGGAGGGACCUGGUCCCAGUGGUGAUACAACGAAAGAAUUUUCUGAGUUGUGA
Molecule: messenger RNA, 1524 nt
Organism: Lycium ferocissimum
Lineage: Eukaryota; Viridiplantae; Streptophyta; Magnoliopsida; Solanales; Solanaceae
Exons: 1
Coding region: 1-1524 (507 amino acids)
Source: RefSeq, a predicted model, not a curated record